AUGUCAAAUCCGACAAGGGGCGUUCUCUGGGGGGGCAGAGUGUACAUAAGAGAAAUCCUCCCAGCGGCAGCGACCCCCGCGGCGAUAGACCCGUCCCAGCCCCACCCCCGCUACAACGCGAUGCUGGCUACCUACAAGUCUCAGCUGAUACUCUACGGCGGGCUGUUUGAGGAUAAGAAGUCGGAGCAUACCUUGGAUGAUCUGUGGGUGGUUAAUCUGGAUAAAGGCGGGCCGUGGGAGGUGGUGCAGAGGGGUGGGUGGGAGAGGGGGAAUACUCCGAUGGCGGCGCUGCGUGAGGCGGAGACGGGUGAGGAAACGAAGGAGGGUGGGGAGGAGGAGGAGAGUGGGAGUGAUAGCGAUAGCAGCGAUAGCAGCGAUAGCAGUAGCGAUGAAGAGUGA
Fimicolochytrium jonesii is the source of this 399-nucleotide messenger RNA. RefSeq lists its product as uncharacterized. The transcript has a single exon. The coding region runs from base 1 to 399 and encodes 132 amino acids. Gene Ontology annotation, molecular function: protein binding. The record is from RefSeq and is a predicted model, not a curated record. NCBI's taxonomy places the organism in Eukaryota, Fungi, Chytridiomycota, Chytridiomycetes, Spizellomycetales, Powellomycetaceae.